Bombyx mandarina (wild silkworm) is the source of this 654-nucleotide messenger RNA. RefSeq lists its product as uncharacterized. The record is from RefSeq and is a predicted model, not a curated record. Lineage: Eukaryota; Metazoa; Arthropoda; Insecta; Lepidoptera; Bombycidae.
UCAGAAAACGCACGGCUUAAACACCAAAAAAGUAUACUUUAUUCGUAUAACGUAUUUCAAUUUCAAGUUAAAAAUCGUUGAUAAUUUAGUGUUUUGUAAUUUGCUUUCUACCUUUCCCUAUAUUAAAAAUGAAGAAGUACAAUAUUGUCGGUAAUAAGAAGAAAGUGACAAUGGAGACGAACUCGACUCUUCUGAAAGUAGUCGGAAACAAUUGCAUCGUUUACGUUCGUACUAACUACGGCGACAUCGAGGUGGUUGGCAACGAUUGUCGGGUGGAGGUAACAGAGAACCACGGGGUCAUCAACCUUGUGGGCGGGAACGGUUUUGUGAACAUCAGCAAACGUUGGAAAGGCGACAACGUUCAACUCCUCGGGCCGAAUUGUAGCCUGACCGUUGCGGGGAAGCUGAAGUCAGCCCCGUCGUACGAAGCCCAGCUGUCGCCAUUCAGCAAGGACCUGGACGACGUCAUUGAAUCGAUUUUCACAUUCGUGAUGCGGUGACCAGCGGUGAACUCAAAUGGAUUUUGCUUUUUUGUGUUAAACAGUGAAAGAUACGUGGCACCUUCAGUGACUUUUGAUUCGGUAUCAGUGCUUUCGGUUGCGGCUCGAGGUCAUGAUGUAGAAGGGUCUGUUUAAAUAAAUGCGCUUUUUUUUU